AUGCUGGAGGAAGGCGAAUCCGAGAGCUACAACCAUACCACCUGUGGCGAGAAACACGGUCUAAAGAGACCAACUGUUUCCUUUGGCGGCAUCACACCACAUGGACCUGGCAAACACGGCAAUAUUGUCCGGUUCGUUUUCAACCUUGUUAUUUACACCAUGGCUUUUAUGGGGUUGGUGCUGGCCAUCAACCAGGUCAUCACACAUUCCCGGUCAUCGAGCUGCCCUAGUGGCCACCCUCUGGUUAAGACAGAUACCCCAGGGGCCAAAGGUCUUGCGCUUUUAGAGAAGACGAAUACAGCGAACUCGACGAACAAGCAUCACAAGUACUGCUACUGCGGCUACACCAUGGAUGAAAUGCACGAGAACAACUGCACAUUCGACACUCUGGCCAUGGCCUGGCUGCCGCCAUACUGCCGUGACGAGGAACUCACAGCCGAGUUUGACCGUUCUGGACCGGGACCCAACGGCAGCUGGACAUAUUGGCUGGACUACAACCACACCAUUCCCAUCACCAUCGAGCAAGUCGGGCUGAUGGGCUUCCAGGUCGACCACGGCAACGUGUACAUGGCCUGGGAGUGGCACGUCACGCACUGCCUCUUCUACUGGAAGAAGAUCCAUCGACAGCGAUACACCGGGGUGAUGAUUGAGCCCCGGUACGACAGAGAGAGCCACGUGAUGCACUGCCUGCACGCGGUUCUGCACCCUCGUUGGACGACUUACUCGGGCGUGGUCCUGAACUCGUGA
This is a messenger RNA of Fonsecaea erecta, 747 nucleotides long. RefSeq lists its product as hypothetical. NCBI's taxonomy places the organism in Eukaryota, Fungi, Ascomycota, Eurotiomycetes, Chaetothyriales, Herpotrichiellaceae. The record is from RefSeq and is a predicted model, not a curated record. The transcript is spliced from 2 exons. Bases 1 to 747 code for a protein of 248 amino acids.